GAGGAUGACCCGGUCUCUUUAAGGCCGCGGGACCCUCGGCCCGAGCUACCCCGCGACCAAUCGGCGCAGCCGAGGGGCCCCAGCGCGGCUGACGCGGCGCCAAUCGGAGGCUGCGGGGGGCGGGGGCAGCUCCGGAGACACUAUUGUUGAUGAGGAGCGAGGAGCCACCGCCGCCGCGGGAGAAGCAGCAGCGGUAGCAGCGGUAGCGGCAGAAGCAGCAGCGGGGGCCGCGGCGGCUGCACUGGCUCGGGGCUGCCUGGCCUUCCGUCGUCUGGAAGGAGACCCAGCUCGCCCCGCGGCUUCGGGGGCCUCGCGGAGCAGCCUCCCCGCCCCCCGCGCUUGCAUCGCGGCCCAGGGAGGGGGCGUCAUGUCCCAGCGGGUGAGGCGCAAUGGGUCCCCCACACCGGCCGCCCCCCUCGGCGGAGGCGCGGGCGUCGCGCCCGGCCCUGGCCCCGGAGGCGCCCCCGGGAGCCGCCUGCAGCCCAUGAGGGCCACGGUGCCGUUCCAGCUGAAGCAGCAGCAGCAGCAGCAACAUGGCAGCCCCACGCGGAGCGGUAGCGGUAGCGGGGGUAACAACGGCGGCGGCGGCGGUUCGGUACCCCCAGGAGGCGGCGGUGGUGGUGGCGGCAGCGGAGGAGGAGGUGGUGGCGUCGGUGGCGUCAACGUCCCGCGCACCUCCUCGCGCAGCACGAGCCCCACGCGCGCCGGCGCCGGCGGGCCCAGCGCUCGCGCCAGUCCCACUGUGGCCACGCAGACGGGCGCGCCCCCGACGUCCACGCGGGGCACCAGUCCCACGCGUGGCGCGGGCGCGCGGGGCAGCCCUCCCCGUUCGCAGCAGCCGCCCCCCCAGCCGCUCCUAGGCACCGUCUCAUCCCCCUGUUCGUCUCCCAUCCAUCUGCUAGCGAGCGACGCGACUGCAUCCCCGGCCGCGGCCCGGGUCCGGCACCCGAGGCGUUCCCCGGAGCAGAGCCGCGGUUCCCCGGAGAGAAGGAGCCCCAGCUCCCCAGUCUGCAAGGCGGGUAUGUGUCGGGGAGGUGAAAAACCUCGGCCACCUUCAUCCAGCCCUUCCAGCAUUAUUCGUAGAACUUCCUCUUUGGAUACACUUGCUGCCCCAUAUCUUGCGGGGCACUGGCCUCGUGAUAACCAUGGGCAGUCUGUUCCAUGUAUGAGGGACAAAGCUACACAGACAGAGAGUGCAUGGGCUGAAGAAUAUGCUGAAAAGAAGAAAGGAUCCCACAAACGUUCAGCCUCUUGGGGCAGCACAGAUCAGCUUAAAGAGAUUGCAAAAUUGCGUCAGCAAUUACAGAGAAGUAAACACAGCAGUAGGCAUCAUCGGGAUAAAGAUAGACAGUCUCCAUUCCAUGGUAACCAUGCAGCCAUUAACCAGUGUCAGGCUCCUAUUCCAAAGAGUAUACUUAUUCCAGUGAUUCCCAUCACCAAAUCAACAGGGUCACGAUUCCGGAAUAGUGUUGAAGGGUUGAAUCAGGAGAUUGAAAUAAUAAUUAAAGAAACUGGAGAAAAGGAAGAGCAGCUCAUACCACAAGAUAUUCCAGAUGGUCAUCGUGCACCUCCUCCCCUGGUACAGCGCAGUAGUAGUACGCGCAGUAUUGAUACCCAAACACCUGGUGGAGCAGACAGGGGAAGUAACAAUAGCAGCCGUUCCCAAUCUGUAUCCCCCACUUCAUUCCUUACCAUCUCAAAUGAAGGUAGUGAAGAGAGCCCUUGUUCUGCUGAUGACCUUCUUGUUGAUCCCAGAGAUAAAGAAAAUGGGAACAACUCUCCUCUGCCCAAAUAUGCCACCUCACCAAAACCUAACAACAGCUAUAUGUUUAAACGGGAGCCUCCCGAAGGCUGUGAAAGGGUCAAAGUCUUUGAGGAAUGCUCGCCAAAGCAACUGCAUGAAAUCCCAGCCUUUUACUGCCCUGACAAGAAUAAAGUGAAUUUCAUUCCUAAAAGUGGUUCUGCCUUCUGUCUCGUCAGCAUCCUCAAGCCACUUCUUCCAACACAAGAUCUUACGCUUAAGGGCUCAAGCCAUGGCCUGACUGUCUCCACUGGCAUGGCGCCCACCCUGCUGCAGCCUCUCGCCAUGGCCUCCCUGGCCGCCAACCCAGAACAAGACCGGAUUUCUCGAGGAACAAGUACCGUCCUCCCCCAGGCCUCUCUGCUUCAGCAGGCAGGACCGUUUGAGGAGGCUGAGGGAUAGGCAGUGUGGCUCAUCCCGGGCUCUGGGAACCGAAGAGAAACCCAUUGGGAUGAUGGUGUGGAUGAACAUUCCAAGGCACGCCUCCUUACAGCAGCCGAGGUCGACAGCGGGAGAUGGGCCUGAGCCGUCUGUGGCGGGGAUGUCGGGAGCUCCCGGAGAGCGCUGGCCCUUGUCCCGCUGCCCAUCUGGAAGCCCUCCAAAACUUUACAUCCUGAUUUUUUUUCUUUCUUUCUUUUUCUUUUUUUAAGCACUGGUUAAAAGAAAAAGGCUGUAUCAUUCAUUACUUUUGGAGGACCAUUUUAUCACAAUACUUUUUGUGUCCCAAGUUAGACUUUUUUUUAAAAGCAAACAGAUCCCUGCAAACAUAAUUACCAAAGGGAGAAGUUACUUGAUGCUGCAAGAACCAUCUUUUAUAUAAAAAUGACUAUUUUAUAAUAAUAACAAAUGUUAAUUUUCAGAUGCAUAGCAGACAAUAGGAUGUUCAGAAGACAUUUCCCUGGCCACUUGUUUUUUGUUUCCUUUUCUAGAUGUGUAUGCUAUUCUCAGCUGUUCUCCAGCUGCUGGGACCAAAGGGAUUGUUGACAUUUUCCAGCAAUCUUAGUCUCUUGACUGUGUUCUUCUCCCAACCAACAACAGAUAAAUAAAUGCAUUGAACAUUUGUAUGUAAAAAAAAAAAGACACAAAGCAAUAUUAGUUCAUUAUGUGAUGUUGUUUUUUGAUGUCAGAAGUUUUGUGCUUUGGAUAAACCAUCCUUUUAAAAAGUGCUAUUCCCUCUUCCACAUUUAAGAUUCCUGUAUACCUUUAUCUGCAUGGUGAGAAAACUACACUCGGGAUACAAGUGCUUUAAUAUGCUAUCAGUGGAGUUUUGUUAGAAAAUCAAUGAGCCAAAAAGUAACUUAACCCCCAUCUAGUUAUCAGCCGUGUGUGAAUCAUGUGAUCUUCCCCCUUGCGUGCGUGUGCACGCACACACACACACACACACACACACACACACACAUUCAUUUCUUCAUUUCCCUCCUCUGUGUGUCGUAGCUCCAAGUGACCCUAAUGUGGCUGUGCAUGGAACUCUUCCCUUGCCUUUGUGAGCUUGCAGUGUUGUGGAUUUAUUCAGGGCCGCCGCAGUUGGCCGGGAUUGUGCUGUGUCCACUGCAGUCCGUAGCCUGAUCCCUUCUGCCUCCCCUCCCCGAUGUUUGCCUUUUUUAAGCUAGUUGGCACUCGUUUGCUGAUCCCAGUUGUCUUGAGGGUAUGGUUAGGUUUCUAUUUGGUUUGGUUUUUUACAUGUGAGAGAAAAAAUAGAAAAGAAAUGAAAGAGGAGGAGGCUCUUCUCUCUUUGAGAGUUGACACAACUUUCAGCUUAGGUAUUACGGCUGUAUACAAAGUACCACAGAUGUAACCAACAGCUGUAGGCAUUUGAUUAUCAGAUCAACUCUUAGAAAAACUGGAGGUAACAUUAGUGUAUCUGUUUCGGAGAGCUUCAGGGGUAGCUGUUGUCAAAGUAAAUAAUACUGGUAGAAGUAUCCUUUUAAAAACUUCAGACAGUAUCUUAAUAUGCAAUAUUUUUCUAUCCCUACAAAUGCUAUAGUCAGAAUCCAUUACUAGCCACCUGAAGUGGACAGAACAACUUUUGAUACUGUCAGCCAUAGUUUUCUAAGCUCAGUUUUAUCUCUUCUGGGAAAAACUGGUGGUAGGAAUAAGCUUUCCAAACUUGUAUUCAUGUUCCUUUCAAACAAUUGGUUCAUUAAAUAAUUUUAUAAUGAUGUGACUUAGCCAUAUGCAAACAUUUGAAAUAAAUCUGUUACACAUCAUUUGGUAGGUACAGUGUACUCUGAUGCCCUUUUUAUCUAAGACUAAUUCCAAGUAUACUAUAUCUCCUUUUGCAGUUAGCUUUCAAUUAUUUAGGAGUUAAUCAUCUAUUUGUUAUCUUGAUGCUCCAUUUCUCUGCCAUCUUAUUUUUGUCUGAGGUCAUUCAUUGCACAUUAGCUACUUUAAAAAUAGUCAGUGAUUUGAAGAGAUGAAAAAAAAAAUCAGUUGGUUUGGUUCCUUCAUCAGUGCUUUUCUGGUGAAAGCUGAAAUGAGUGUCUGAGAACACUAGGGUCUCUCAUAGUUUAUAAACUUUAAUAAUCCUUGCUAUGUUUUUUCUUCCUCUUUCACACCUUCCAUUAAAAAUUAUCAUAGGUAUUUCAGGUUGGUUACAAAUUGAGUGCUUUGUGAACUAAUUCAUUCAACUCUUACCCAGAUAUAUACCUAUAUCCAAUAUAGACGAUACCUAUGAAUGUUCUACAUAGCUAAAUAUGAAGCAUUUCAAAAUUACCCUUGAAGCAGGUAUUUAAAAAUUACUUUGUUUCUAGCUUGUCUGCCUUUCACCCUUCUGUCUCUUUUCACAGACAUAAAAUGAGGCUUAAUCUUAAACUACAUAUAGCAUUGCUACCACAGUAAAAUACUCACAUUGAGUGAGCCAUUAAAUAGAAUAAAAAUUCUAAUGGAUCAUUUUCCCCAAAUCUUAACUUGGAAAAUGCUAACAUUUUCUAAAAUUAUUCAACAGGCAAUGUGUAUGCAGGCGUGCGUGCGUGCGUGCGUGUGUGUGUGUGUGUGUGUGUGUGUGUGUAGGCAGAGGUGGUAUUUAGGAUGAGGAGGAACCUGAGAGAUCAUCUAGUUGAACUCCUUAAUUUUACAGAUGAGGAAACUGAGGCCAAAAGAGGUUAAAUGACUUGUUUAGAGUCAUAAUUACAUAGGAGGCUGAGCCAGGAUUCAAAUUCAGGCCAGCCAACUCAAAGUCUAACACUUUUAAAAUAAAUGGUAUCCUUUACCACUGUUAAGGUGGAGGGUUAGGAGUGAGCUGUUGUUACUGCAGAGAUUUCUCUUUAGAUAAUAAGGCUUUUCUUACUAUCAAUUUUCUUAAAUAGUUUCAUUAUUAUCUUUAAACCUCAAUAUGAGGUGGUUUGGUAUAAUGGAAAGAGAAAAAGAUUUGGAGUCAGAAGAACUAGAUCUGAAUCUCACAACCAUGGUGACACAAGGAAGUCAAUGCCUCUUGAUUAGUUUCUUCAUCUGUAAAUGAUAGUGUUGGUUGCACUAGAUGAAAUCUUAAAUACCUUCCAACUCAAAAUCCUGUGAGUGUGUUCUUUAAAGUUCUCUUGAGUGCCAAUUGCAAUUGCUUGUUUUUCCCUUUGAUAAUAUGGCUUAACACGAGCACUAAAAUUGGCCUUACAAUCCUAUAGGUUCCUCAGUAGGAUGUGUAAAAAAAUUCUUACCUAAGCUUGAAAAUCCUCUUGGACUUUUUAAAUGCUGAGAUGAAGACACCCAUUUGUUUUACCUGUGGAAUAAAUGACUAGUGAAGCAGAAAAGCAUUUUUUUUCCUUAGCAUGUGGCUUUUGCUGGAAGGUGGUGAUGUUCACAAAUUGGUUUUGUUUUCUUUCUGUGUAAGACAAGGCUACUUUUCAUUUCUUUUGUUAAAUGAAACAAAUAAAAGUGCCACCAACAGGGUUCAUUUUAUUAUUCUGUGCUUUUAAGCAAUUCCACAAUAAUUAAGAUCUUGGUUAUUUAAUCUAGUUGUCAUUGGCGCUGAAUUUACCAUUAAUUUUGGGGGAAAACUGACUCAGCACUUUAAGGCUUAGACCUAGUUUGAAAUCUGUUUUCUUCAGAGAUGAGCAGAAUAGUCAACAACAAAAGCAAGCUGGUGAUGAUAAAAGAGAAUUUUGGGAGACAUUGAGAUCUUUAAUUUAUGAUGAGGGUGUGCACUAUAAGAAAACAAGGUAGUUUUCCUUUAAAAAAUUGUUCUGUACAUCAGUGUUAAUGAUGUUAAAUAUUACCAUAUGUAUAAAAGGUGUUAAAUGUAUACAUUGUACCUUAAGAAUUGUUGGUGCCUCAUGGAAAAAAGUAAUUUACUUUUUAUGUAAAGACAAGAUAUUUGUGCAUCUUGGUGGAGUUAACAGAUAUUUUUCCCUCCCUGUUGUUAAAAAAAUAUUUCCAUGAAAAUUUGGACUAUAUUUUCAUUCCAGAAAUAUCUGGUGUCUAAUAAUUCAUUGUAAAUGGUGUGAUCUGCAAUGAAUUGAUAUAAAAAAUGGAUGCAAUUGUAGAGUUGCAAGGUGAUCUUUGCUGUUCUCCCCAAUAGCCCCAAGCGCAAAAGUGAACUGGCUUCAAGAGCUCAAAUGCAGAUGAAUAUUGAAAGAAAAUUGCUAAAUGGUUAAAAGUUGGUUUUCCAAGAGCUGCCAGUUGUACCUUGAGGUGAUUUUGCUUACAGGGUUAUUCCAUUCCACUCUGAAGAACCAGAGAGUCCUAUCAGGAGGGCCCUGUCCUUGGAGCUAUUUUUCCAAUAAGAGUGAUGGAUUAUGCUCCACUUUUGACCAGUAGUAUGCAUUUGCAAGACAGGGGGGAGGAGGGGGCAGUGAUCCUUCUCAUAGAAUACAGCAGACCUUGCUAAUGUCAUGCUGUAACCAACCCUGCUAACUAGUCAUAGAUACCAUGGAAUAUAUAACUAUGUUUUAGUAGUAGAGAAAGCUGGGCAAUACUGAACCUGUUAAGUAAUGAAAAAACUCUCCAUAGCUACCAGCUACAAAAAUAUUAACAGAACUUUUCUUAAAAAUUAAAAACGUAACAAAAAAGUUAAAAUCAGAUUUUUUAAAAUCCUUUUUAUAUUAGUUAGAAUUUAGUAGUGCCCAUCUAAUUUUGUUAAUAAAGCUCUUCCAUUGGUAAUUUGAGUUACCAAGCUGAGAUACUGUAGUGAUUUUUCCUUUGUUUUCUUCCUUUUAAACCAUUUAUAUUCCUCCCUUACCCUAAAGUUCUGUUGAUAAGGAAGAACAAGUUCUGCAAAAUGUAGGAUUAGCCCUGAUGUGAUUUUCAGCAUCUUAAUCUUCUUUUCUGUCAUUGUUACCUGGUUUGACAGUAUUAAAUGUGCAACAAACCUCCAUUUGGAAGCAGCUGUGAUCAUUUCUCCUUCAGUUGAUCUCUAGAAGCCUUCUCUGAAAAUAUCAGAUGGUAGUUUUCAUAGCAGUUCACUUCCAGCAUGACAGAAAGUCUGAAUUUUUUUUCUCUUGCCAAAAUAAGUCAUUUUUAUCGGUGUUUUUAAAAUCUUGAUUUUUACCAGAAAGCUACAUGAGAUUUACAGUGUGUUGUUUACAAUCUUUGUUGCUACAUAUGGUUCCUUUUUUCAAAUGUGUGUCUUUGGGUAUGCAGAAGAGUUUUGUUUGGAGCUGUUUUUUCUCUGUUUACUAAAAUAUGGAUUUGAGAGGAUGUCUGCAAGACAUUUCUUCUUAGAAGAAGCUUUUAAACCUAGCCACACCCACCUGAUUCACACCCCUUAAAUAAAUUCUCCAGAAUGUC
Molecule: messenger RNA, 7519 nt
Organism: Monodelphis domestica (gray short-tailed opossum)
Lineage: Eukaryota; Metazoa; Chordata; Mammalia; Didelphimorphia; Didelphidae
Gene: FAM117B
Product: family with sequence similarity 117 member B
Source: RefSeq, a predicted model, not a curated record